UUAUUCAUUACUUAUUAUGCCACUAGCUACAUUUUUCGGCCUGGGUGGUUCUGUUUGCCCUCUCCCUCCGCAGGCAUGCUCCGAAGGGCGGAGAGGGACUGCAUUUCGCAGGAAGAGAGCGCGCGGCUCUGAGCCAGCCCCUGCCUGCAGGAGCUGCACGGGGAAGGAGGAAACUUUCUCCCCCGCGCGGGGCGGCGGCAGAGAAGACGCGGGCAAAGGAGGCGGCGGGGCGAGCCCCCUCGGCCUGGGCUCCCCGCAGCCGGACCCCAGCUGCGGCCCGGGGGCCCCGGACAACGCCCGCGAUGCGCCCGGCCGCGGCCCCGCUGCGCGCCUGGAAGGCAGCGGCUGCUCCCUGCCCGGGGGGAUGUUAGCCCCGAGCCCCAUUGCCCCGGGAGCUCCGACUCGGGGGCGCUUUGGGGGGCGCUGGAGCGAGCUGGACUUUGCAUCGUCGGGUUUGUUUUUUGCAUCCUUUGGAAAGCUGAGCUCGGGGCCCCCCCUGGGCUGA
Chrysemys picta bellii (western painted turtle) is the source of this 505-nucleotide messenger RNA. The record is from RefSeq and is a predicted model, not a curated record. Lineage: Eukaryota; Metazoa; Chordata; Testudines; Emydidae.